UGGCCCGGGAAGGCUUUGCUCCACGGCACACGGGGCAUGUCCUGCUCCUUGGCGUGGCCUUCCCUACGUGCUCUGAGCAUUUCCCUCCUAGUCACCGCUUUGCUUUUCUGUUCAGAGACAUGAGCUCUGUUACUGCAAGGUUCAGUAGUCUUUCUGUUCCAGUAUCUGGGAGGGUAUUUUGCCUUUAGGAUUUUAUUCAGACAUCUUCCAGAGCCUGGACAGAGUCAGGGACCAUCUUCCCACCUGAGACCAUGCCAUCAGGCUCAUACGUGAUUCCAUGAAAUUUUGGACAUCCAGCCCUCACCGGGACUGCCCACGUCGACCAGAUGUUUGGGGGAGAGGAAGGGUGCUAAUCCCCAGCGCUGCUGUCUUCGGAGAGUGAGAAGAUGUAGCGGGGCGCGGCGAGGAGGAGCAGCCGCAGCGCCGGGACGGCGGGGCCUGCGCCAGCACCCCACCACGCCACCUCACCAUGUCGAGGAAGGGCGCCAGCAGCCGCGCCCGGGGAGAGAGGCCCGAGGCCUUGGCCGCCCUGCAGGCUGCCAAUGAGGAGCUCAGGGCGAAGCUCACCGACAUCCAGAUCGAGCUCCAGCAGGAGAAGAGUAAGGUCAGCAAGUUGGAAAGAGAGAAAAAUCAGGAAGUUAAGCAGAUCAAAGAACACGAACAGCAUAAAAGUACAGUGGUGGUAACAGAGCUCAAAGUCAAACUUCAUGAAGAGAAAAUGAAGGAGCUCCAAGCUGUUCGAGAAGCACUUCUGAGGCAGCAUGAAGCUGAACUACUUAGAGUAAUAAAAAUUAAAGAUAAUGAAAUCCAGAGACUACAGGCCCUUCUCAAUGCUGUACGUGAUGGGGCUCCUGACAAGGUGAAAACCGUGCUGCUUUCAGAGGCGAAGGAGGAGGCCAAGAAGGGGUUUGAAGUUGAGAAAAUAAAAAUGCAGCAAGAAAUUUCAGAACUUAAGGGGGCUAAGAAACAAGUGGAAGAGGCUUUAACUAUGGUCAUCCAAGCUGACAAAAUUAAAGCAGCAGAGAUAAGGAGUGUGUAUCACCUGCAUCAAGAGGAAAUCAGCAGAAUUAAGAGGGAGUGUGAGAGAGAAAUUCGCAGACUGAUGGAGGAGAUUAAAUUUAAAGACAGAGCAGUCUACGUGCUGGAAAGAGAGUUAGGGGUUCAAGCCGGGCAUGCUCAGAGACUGCAGCUCCAAAAGGAGGCUUUAGAUGAACAACUUUCCCAGAUCAAAGAGUCUGAUCGGCAUCUGAGCAGCCCCAAGCGGGAACUUCCUUAUGCAAGUGGUGCAGGAGACGCUUCAGAUCAUUCAGGAAGCCCCGAACAGCAGUUGGAUGAAAAGGAUGCCCGGCGUUUCCAACUUAAAAUUGCUGAGCUGAGUGCAAUCAUCAGGAAGCUGGAGGAUCGCAAUGCGCUGCUGUCAGAGGAAAGAAACGAGCUGUUAAAACGUCUUAGAGAAGCUGAAAGUCAGUAUAAGCCCAUCUUGGACAAAAAUAAACGCCUUAGUAGGAAAAAUGAAGAGUUGUCACAUGCUUUGCGUCGAAUGGAAAAUAAAUUAAAAUUUGUAACACAAGAAAACAUAGCAAUGAGGCAAAGAGCUGGAACAAUAAGGAGACCGAGCUCUUUAAAUGACCUCGAUCACAGCCAGGAAGAGAGAGAAGUUGAUGUUCUGAGACUACAGGUUAUUGAACAGCAAAAUAUCAUUGAUGAACUCUCCAAGACCCUGGAGACAGCUGGCUAUGUGAAGAGUGUCAUGGAACGUGAUAAGCUGUUAAGGUAUAGGAAGCAAAGAAAAAAAAUGACAAGAAUUCCUAAGAAGCCGGUUGUGGAGACGUUUUUCGGCUAUGAUGAAGAAGCUUCCUUGGAGUCUGAUGGUUCCUCCAUCUCAUAUCAAACUGACCGAACAGAUCAGACGCCGUGCACUCCUGAAGAUGACUUGGAAGAGGGUAUGGCCAAGGAAGAGACAGAACUGCGGUUUCGGCAGCUGACGAUGGAGUACCAGGCUCUGCAACGAGCAUACGCCUUAUUGCAAGAACAGGUCGGAGGAACAUUGGAUGCAGAACGAGAAGUUAAGACACGUGAGCAGCUCCAAGCAGAAAUACACAGAUCUCAGGCUCAGAUAGAAGACCUAGAAAAGGCCCUCGCUGAGCAGGGUCAGGACAUGAAGUGGAUUGAGGAGAAGCAAGCAUUGUACAGAAGAAAUCAAGAACUCGUAGAAAAGAUAAAACAAAUGGAAGCAGAGGAAGCUCGCUUAAAACAUGAUGUCCAGGAUGUUAAAGAUCAAAAUGAGCUCCUGGAGUUCAGGAUCCUGGAGCUUGAAGAGAGAGAAAGAAGAUCGCCUGCUAUCAACUUUCAUCACAUUCCUUUCACGGAGGGGAAAAGCCCUCUCCAAGUUUACUGUGAAGCAGAAGGUGUAACAGACAUAGUAGUAGCAGAUCUGAUGAAAAAAUUGGACAUUUUAGGGGAUAACGCCGUAAGUAAUCUGACCAAUGAAGAGCAAGUAGUUGUCAUACAAGCAAGGACAGUUCUCACAUUGGCCGAAAAGUGGCUACAGCAGAUAGAAGUGACCGAAUCCGCACUGCAGCAGAAGAUGCUGGAUCUUGAGAAUGAAAAGGAGCUAUUCAGUAAGCAAAAGGGCUACCUGGAUGAUGAGCUCGACUUCAGGAAACAGUCCUUGGACCAGGCUCACAAGCAAAUUCUGGAAUUAGAAGCCAUGCUCUAUGAUGCCCUGCAGCAAGAAGCUGGAGCCAAAAUUUCCGAACUUCUUUCAGAAGAGGAGAAAGAGAAACUGAAGAGCGCUGUAGAGCAGUGGAAGCGCCAGGUCAUGAGCGAGCUCCGGGAGAGGGAUGCCCAAAUCCUGCGUGAAAGGAUGGAGCUCAUUCAGCACGCACAGCAGAGAAUUAAAGAACUAGAAGAAAGAAUUGAAGGCCAAAAACGGCAAAUAAAAGAGUUAGAGGAAAAGCUUUCAUUCUUUGGUCAUAGUCCUUCAGGCCAAAUGCAGAAGCCUACUGAGGAAGCUGGAAUUGGUUCUACGGUUACUAACGGGAAGACAGCAUUGAUUACCAAGAUAGAAAAAGAGACAUUGCGAUUUCAGAAAAAAAAAAACACAAUAUAUCUCAUAUUUUGCUACUGGAGGUGGCAGAACUAA
Molecule: messenger RNA, 3145 nt
Organism: Cygnus atratus (black swan)
Lineage: Eukaryota; Metazoa; Chordata; Aves; Anseriformes; Anatidae
Gene: JAKMIP3
Product: Janus kinase and microtubule interacting protein 3
Exons: 24
Coding region: 470-3145 (891 amino acids)
Molecular function (GO): microtubule binding; kinase binding
Source: RefSeq, a predicted model, not a curated record